This is a messenger RNA of Eimeria acervulina, 993 nucleotides long. RefSeq names its product lactate dehydrogenase, putative. Gene Ontology annotation, biological process: carboxylic acid metabolic process. The record is from RefSeq and is a predicted model, not a curated record. Gene Ontology annotation, molecular function: oxidoreductase activity, acting on the CH-OH group of donors, NAD or NADP as acceptor. The coding region runs from base 1 to 993 and encodes 330 amino acids. The transcript has 2 exons. NCBI's taxonomy places the organism in Eukaryota, Apicomplexa, Conoidasida, Eucoccidiorida, Eimeriidae.
AUGGCGGUCUUCGAGAAGAAUACACGCCCCAAGAUUGCUAUGGUGGGCUCCGGUAUGAUUGGAGGCACCAUGGCUUUCCUGUGCAGCUUGAGGGAACUCGGAGAUGUUGUCCUCUUCGACGUUGUACCGAACAUGCCGAUGGGGAAGGCGAUGGAUAUAUCGCACAAUUCGUCGGUGGUUGACACGGGUAUAACAGUAUACGGCUCAAAUUCAUACGAGUGCUUGAAGGGUGCGGACGUAGUAAUAAUAACAGCAGGGAUAACAAAGAUACCCGGAAAGAGCGAUAAAGAAUGGUCUAGAAUGGAUCUAUUACCUGUGAAUAUAAAGAUAAUGAGGGAGGUCGGUGCAGCAAUUAAAUCUUACUGUCCUAAUGCAUUUGUUAUUAAUAUAACAAAUCCUUUAGAUGUGAUGGUAGCUGCUCUUCAAGAGUCAUCAGGACUACCUCAUCAUAGAAUCUGCGGUAUGGCUGGGAUGCUUGAUAGCUCUCGUUUUAGACGUAUGAUAGCUGAUAAAUUAGAAGUCUCUCCUAGAGAUGUACAGGGGAUGGUCAUAGGUGUACACGGCGAUCAUAUGGUGCCCCUAAGUAGAUAUGCAACAGUUAACGGCAUCCCGCUUUCUGAGUUUGUUAAGAAGGGCUGGAUCAAGCAAGAAGAAGUAGAUGAUAUCGUUCAGAAGACCAAGGUCGCUGGAGGAGAGAUCGUACGCCUAUUAGGACAAGGCUCUGCUUACUAUGCUCCAGGGGCUUCAGCUAUUCAGAUGGCUGAGAGCUAUCUAAAGGAUAGAAAGAGAGUGAUGGUUUGCUCUUGCUACUUGCAAGGACAAUAUGGUGUACAGAAUCACUACUUAGGAGUACCUUGUGUUAUCGGUGGGAGAGGUGUUGAGAAGAUUAUUGAGUUAGAAUUGACCGCACAAGAAAGACAGGAGCUUCAGGGAUCUAUCGAUGAGGUUAAGGAGAUGCAGAAGGCUAUUGCUGCUCUUGAUGCAUCCAAGUAA